CUGGACCGCCCGACGUUCAUUGAUUCAUCCAACUACGAACAGUCGCUCGCUACCAUGAGGUCCACCGCCGCCACCUUGGCAGCCAUCUUUGGCUAUGCCGCUGCUCAGCAGGCCUACGGUGCACCGCCUACCGGUGCAUCGCCUACCGCGUCCUGCCCUGCAGCAGGUGCCACCGCAACUGAUGGCCGCUACAGUUGCAACCCAGCACAUCAGUAUCCGCCGAACCAGUUCUGCUUGUUGAGCGACGGAUGCUACUACCUCGUCAACCAGGGCCCAGGUGUGAGCGUAUCUGCAAGCGCAACUGCAAGCGCAACUGCAAGCGCAACUGCAAGCCCAACCCCUACUUCAACCAGUUGCCCAGCACCAGGCACCAACAGUACAGACGGUCGCUAUUCUUGCAACCCAGCACAUCAGUAUCCGCAGAAUCAGUUCUGCUUGUUGAGCGACGGAUGCUACUACCUCGUCAACCAGGGCCCAGGUGUGAGCGUAUCUGCAGCCCCAACCGCCGUCUUGACCACCGUCUGCCCAAGCCCAACAACCCUCACCUACGGAGGAUCGACCUACGCAAUCACUUCCGCUACAACGCUCACUAUCACGAGCUGCCCAGGUGGUUGCACUGCACCCCCACCUGCUCCAACUUCCGCCUGCCCUGCUCCAGGCGCCACGGAUUCGCAGGGUCGAUAUUCUUGCAACCCGGCCCAUUCCUACCCAGCAGGCCAAACCUGUGUCUUGAACAACAGCUGCUACUUCCUCGUCACGAGCUCUUCUAGCUCCUCUGCGAUGCCAUCCACCACUGCAAGGGGCAAUGUUACUACCCCUACCAGCUUGCCGCCGCAGUAUACUGGUGCUGCGGUGGCUUUCGCUACUGCGGCGCCGGUUAUGGCUGUUGCUGCUCUGGGUGCACUUUUCCUGUAGAGGAGUGAUGAAGAGAGAUGGUUGCGCGGCGUUGCGCGGCGUAAGAUGUGGAAGUGGAGGUGGAAGGUGGGAGGACCAUUUUUUGAUUUGAUUGUGCAAAAUAAUAAGGUACUUUUAUAUACGCAAUGUAUGUACGGCAUGCAAGCACAUCACGAUGCAAAGGAACGCCACACACCGCCGCGCAGAGAAGAGAUGAUGGAGAGAUUUUUUAAACCGUCUCAGAUGGUAUUUCUCGACUGCUUCACUCAACAUCACUCAAAGUCCUUCAGGUAUAGCAGGUGCGAGAAUUCCGGAAAGACAAGAGUGAGCGCAGGCCUCAUAAUAGCUAAGGUGUUCUCC
Molecule: messenger RNA, 1254 nt
Organism: Pseudocercospora fijiensis CIRAD86
Lineage: Eukaryota; Fungi; Ascomycota; Dothideomycetes; Mycosphaerellales; Mycosphaerellaceae
Exons: 5
Coding region: 55-915 (286 amino acids)
Source: RefSeq, a predicted model, not a curated record